GUGCACCCUCUUGUUGCAAAAUGGCAAUGAAAUUGGCUUAUUGGGAUAUACGCGGGCUUGCUCAACCCAUCCGUCUGCUGUUGGAAUACACCGGUACCAAAUACGAGGAAAAGUUCUAUACAUGCGGCGAAGCUCCCAACUAUGACAAAAGCUGUUGGUUUAAUGAGAAAAGCAAGCUUGGGAUGGACUUUCCAAAUUUACCCUACCUAGAGGACGGAGACCGAAAGAUCGUCCAGAGCAAUGCCAUAAUGAGAUACAUCGCUCGCAAACACAACCUCUGUGGGGAAACUGAAGAAGAACAAAUGAGAGUUGACAUUUUGGAAAAUCAGGCGAUGGACUUCCGCAAUGGAUUUGUCCAGCUCUGCUACUUAGACUUUGACAAAAACAAAUCCAGUUAUUGUGAGAAACUUUCAGGAACUCUAAAGCAGUUCUCUGACUUCCUUGGUGACAGAAAGUGGUUUGCUGGGGACAAGAUCACAUUUGUGGAUUUCAUCAUGUAUGAGUUGUUGGAUCAGCAUCGCAUGUUUGAGCCAGCAUGCCUGGAUGACUUUAAAAACCUUAGAUGUUUCCUGGAUCAUUUUGAGAGUCUUGAGAAGAUUGCAGAAUACAUGAAGUCAAACAGGUUCAUGAAAACACCUGUGAACAACAAGAUGGCCAAAUGGGGAAACAAGAAGGAGUGAAACUAACAACCAUUGCCAACAACUCUUUUAAAACAUUUCAUUAGACCAGCAGUUAGUUAAAUGUACAUCUCAGUGAUAGUUGUCAUUAGUGUAGAUUAAAAAAGCACAGCACAACACAACAGUCUGAAUUCUUAGUGGUCGUCUAUAGAAAUAAUGUAAUUGAAAAGCACUUCUGUUUAGGUUGAAUGUGUUCAGGUGAGUGUUGCAUUUUGAUUUUUCACAUUGAUUCCAUGAAAAGAAAAGCAUUUCAGUGUGUUAGGUUUCACUGUUUAGUUUGUGGUUCUGCAUUGUCUGAAUUGUAAGCAAAGCAUUAAAUGCGGCAUCGUAUUUUGACCCAAUAAAGAGCACAGAUUUGUUUCA
Danio rerio (zebrafish) is the source of this 1040-nucleotide messenger RNA. It is a transcript of the gene gstm.1, whose product is annotated as glutathione S-transferase mu, tandem duplicate 1. The record is from RefSeq and is marked provisional. NCBI's taxonomy places the organism in Eukaryota, Metazoa, Chordata, Actinopteri, Cypriniformes, Danionidae. Gene Ontology annotation, molecular function: glutathione transferase activity.